GACGAUGAUAAUAGUAAUUAUAUAAUUAAUUAAUAAUAAUAAUUAUAAUUAUAAUUAUAAUUAUUGUUAUAGAAAUCGUAUCGUAGCAAUGUUUCCUUGGAAGAAGGGGAAGAGAGGGGUUGUAACAAGAUUCUGUUAAAGCUCCAAUUCCUCUUCUCUCUCUCUCUCUCGUUCUCUGCAACCUCUCUUCUCUUCAGGUUUUACGAUGACGAUGACGACGACGACAAUUUCUUCAUCCGUUUUGAUUUCUUUCAUCUAAAUCGAUCGUGUGUUAGGUAAGGUUGUAUGUUUGGUAGUUGAGUUGAAACAAAUGAAUUUCAUCAUGUUAGAUUUGGGAAUUUCAAUUUUGAGGUUUGUUACGAGUCCUGAUGCUUCCAUUGCAUCUAUUUUUGGAUGGUUGGUCACUGGAUCAUUUGGACUUGUGGCCGUCAUAUACGCUCUUCUCAAGUGGCAGCGAAGAGCAUCUUUGAAUUGGAUUAAAGCUGCUGCUAGGGAAAAGAAGAAAGUUUGGAAACAGUUUAAAGUGCCUCUAUCGGAGCAUUUGUGGGUUGAAGAUUUUACUUACGGGGAACAACCGUCCACUUGUUGUUUCUGCUUGACUUCGUUAUGGCCUUCUCAAAAUUUGGGUGCAACAGCUUCACCGCGUACUCCUCUUCAUCGUUGCUCGGUUUGUGGCGUUGCAGCUCAUUUCCUUUGUUCUCCGUUUGCAGCAAAGGAUUGUAAAUGUGUGGCUCAGGCUGGUUUUAGUCAUAUUAGACACCAUUGGUCUGAAAGAUGGGUUAAUGUGGAUGAUCAUCAUGAGAUGUCUGCUUUCUGCUUUUACUGUGACGAAGCAUGUGGUGUCCCAUUUGUCAAAUCCUCUCCUACAUGGCAUUGCCGUUGGUGUCAACGCCUCAUUCAUGUGAAAUGUCAUAACAAAUUGACUAGAGAUUCUGGUGAUUUUUGUGAUUUGGGUUCUUUGAGAUCAAUUAUUCUCUCCCCUCUUUGUGUCAAAGAAGUUGAUGAAGAUCAAAAGGGAGCAAAACUAAGUUCUAUUAUCACCUCUUCUGUUCGUGGUCAGAUUAGAAAGCGUCGUAACAAUAAUAAAAAUGGAGGUGGUUGCCAUGCUAAUGGUAAGUCACGAGGUUCCUCAGUUGCCGAUGCAACAUUAUUAGAAUAUGUGUUGAAUGGUCUCCACCGGAACAAGUGCAAUGAUGGGAAGCUCUUUGACCCUACAAACAAUGGUAGAGUAUUAGGAAAUGGUUUAACUGUUACUCCUAGCCAAGUCAAGAAAUACACAUUGGUUGAUUUGCCAAAUGAUGCAAGGCCACUUUUGGUCUUUAUCAAUACCAGAAGUGGAGGGCAGCUUGGGCCUUCUCUUCACAGAAGAUUGAAUAUGCUACUAAAUCCUGUUCAGGUAUUUGUAUUGAGUGCUUCUCAAGGUCCCGAGGUAGGCCUGGAGUUGUUCAAAAAUGUGCCAUAUUUUAGAGUAUUGGUAUGUGGUGGGGAUGGCACUGUUGCAUGGGUCCUUGAUGCCAUAGAAAAAUACAAUUUUGAGUCACCUCCACCUGUUGCAAUUAUUCCCCUAGGCACUGGAAAUGAUUUGUCUAGGGUAAUGAAUUGGGGAGGAGGCUUCUCUGCACUUGAUGGACAGGGCGGGUUGACCACGCUUUUGCAUGACAUUAGUAGCAAUGCAGCAGUUACUAUGCUAGAUCGUUGGGAAGUUAAACUUGCAGAAGAAAGCUCCGAAGGAAAACCAUAUAAAAUGAAAACUAAAUCCAUGAUGAACUACCUAGGUAUUGGAUGUGAUGCAAAGGUUGCAUAUGAAUUUCAUGUUACUCGAGAGAUAAAUCCUGAAAAGUUUAGUAGUCAGUUUUUGAAUAAAUUACGAUAUGCAAAAGAAGGAGCAAGAGACAUUAUGGACAGAACUUGUGCUGACUUACCAUGGCAAGUAUGGCUUGAAGUUGACGGGAGAGACAUUGAGAUUCCCAAGGAUUCAGAAGGCUUAAUUGUGCUUAAUAUUGGGAGCUACAUGGGAGGAGUAGAUCUUUGGAAAAAUGACUAUGAACGCGAUGAUGAUGAUUUUAGUCUUCAAUCCAUGCAUGACAAGAUGCUUGAGGUAGUAUGUGUUUGUGGAGCAUGGCACCUGGGAAAACUUCAGGUUGGACUUUCACAAGCAAGAAGGCUAGCCCAAGGUAAAGUCAUCAAGAUACACUCUUCCAGUCCUUUCCCAGUUCAAAUAGAUGGGGAACCAUUUAUCCUUCAACCAGGCUACAUGGAGUUAACUCAUCGUGGGCAGGUAUUCAUGAUGAGGAGGACUUCAGAAGAUGAGCCUAAAGGGCAAGCAGCUGCUAUAAUGACAGAGGUAUUACUAGAAGCCGAGCAUAAGGGCAUUAUUAAUACAUCCCAGAGAAAAGUUCUUCUCAAGGACAUAGCCAUCAAUCUUUCUUAAGAUUCGUUUCUUGUUCAGCCUUCUUAAAUAGUUGCCCAUACUUGGGUUUUUGCCCUCUAGUCCUUUUAUAUAGGACCAUUUUUGGUAAUUUCCAAAAAUAUAUAGAGAAAAGUAUAGUUCCACACUUCUACGAAACAACUAAUGUAAGUGAGUGUAAACUGUUGUGUCUAACACCCUAGGCUUUGUAUAUUGCAACCCAGCGUAUGUUCGGUAUUAUGGUGAGUUUGUCAAAAUCAUGUUAAGUCACGGUGAUUUUGCAAAAGUUACAAAUGGCAACUCAUCUUGAUUUCGGCAAAUCUACCAUGAUACCAAAUGUGUAUUUUUCUUCAAAUCUUUGUAGUUAUGCCACCACCAUCCAACUGAGAUUAGAGAAAAAAAACUAACUGAUAUGCAUGUUCAUAUUUUUUGGUCUAGGAAGACAAAUAUAUGCAUAUGUUCAUGA
This is a messenger RNA of Trifolium pratense (red clover), 2873 nucleotides long. RefSeq names its product diacylglycerol kinase 2. Bases 311 to 2431 code for a protein of 706 amino acids. The record is from RefSeq and is a predicted model, not a curated record. NCBI's taxonomy places the organism in Eukaryota, Viridiplantae, Streptophyta, Magnoliopsida, Fabales, Fabaceae. Gene Ontology annotation, molecular function: ATP-dependent diacylglycerol kinase activity. The transcript has 8 exons.